This is a messenger RNA of Neltuma alba, 2400 nucleotides long. Its product is annotated as U-box domain-containing protein 25-like. Gene Ontology annotation, molecular function: ubiquitin protein ligase activity. The record is from RefSeq and is a predicted model, not a curated record. The transcript has a single exon. The coding region runs from base 944 to 2200 and encodes 418 amino acids. NCBI's taxonomy places the organism in Eukaryota, Viridiplantae, Streptophyta, Magnoliopsida, Fabales, Fabaceae. Gene Ontology annotation, biological process: protein ubiquitination.
ACUGAAUUUUUCAUGGCCAUUUUCUUGGAUUUAUUGGGACCACUUGAAUUUAAGUUGUUAGUGAGAGGCAUGCUAAUUAAUUAUAUUAUUCAAGCUUUACAUUAUUAAUAUAUUUGAAAAGUGUGGCUUAGCAAUUAUUGAUGUUAACUUUUGGAAAAGGGAUUCCUGCUUCCUCUUUUUCACAUAGUUAAAAAUUUAAAUGUAAUAAGCUUGACAAGAUGAGAACUUUAGUGUAUCUGUUCAUGCAACUAAUCAAUAAUCAUUUAAAUAUCAACUAGUUCCUUUUGUUCCGCUACAACAUAUUGAUGUUCUGCACAUAUAUAUCUGUUUUGUGACGUUCAAUAUACAAGAGAACAGUGUAAAGUUUUGAUUUCCCCCUUGCAAUGCAAGCAAAGCGAGCGAGGUAGGGUCAAAUGAAAAGCUGAGAGAAAAAUAAACGAGGAAAAAGGCUAUGAAUACAAAGAGGAAAGGGACACAUGAAAGGAAAUAAAAUAAAAGAAAGAAGAGGGGGUGAUGAGCAAAAGUGAAGGGCAAUAAUUAUAACAGGAAAAAAAAACAUAGAGGUCACGUUAAGUUGAUGGAAACAGGAGUAGGAUUUUUAAGACAUCAAAUGUGGGGGCCACAAAGUGGCCAUAUAUUUGAUUUGACCAAUCCCCUCCACGCUGCCGGCAACCAGGGUUAGGUGCCCCAAGUUAAAAAUGGCACCACACACACACGUGUGGGGGAGGAUGAGUCAGAGAAGAGGGCAGUCGCCCUCUUGCUGUAGGGUAUGUCCCUCUGUUGCAUCUCAUAUAAAGAGAAAGCAGAGCAACAUACUAACAUAGAGAAUUUUGCAGAGAGCGUUCAGUUUUAGUAUUAUUUGCAGUACACUCCCCCCCCCCCUUCUUCCCCAGAGAGACAAACUUGUAAUCUAGUAGAGAGAGAGAGGGAGAGAGAGACAGACAUGCCUGGGAGUCUAGAGCCGUUGGAUUUGGGGAUUCAGAUUCCAUACCACUUCAGGUGUCCGAUCUCGCUCGAGUUGAUGCGUGACCCCGUCACCGUCUGCACUGGUCAGACCUAUGACCGAGCCAGCAUCGAAUCAUGGGUAGCCACCGGCAACACCACCUGUCCCGUGACUCGGGCUCCGCUCACCGACUUCACUUUUAUUCCCAACCACACUCUUCGCCGUCUCAUCCAGGACUGGUGCGUCGCUAACCGGGCUUUCGGAAUUGAGCGUAUUCCGACUCCCAAACAACCCGCCGACCCCACCUUAGUUCGUUCCUUGCUGAAUCAAGUCUCUUCCGAGUCGGCUCCGACUCAUUCACGCAUCUCUGCCUUGAGGCGACUCAAGGGACUCGCGCGUGACUCGGACAAGAAUCGUUCUCUUAUUGGCUCUCACAACGUUCGCGAAAUCCUUCUCCAUAUUGUGUUCUCCGAACUCAAUUCCGACUCUUCCGAGCUGAACCGCGAGUCCCUUGCUCUGCUUGUGUUGUUUCCACUCCCUGAGUCGGAAUGCACCUCCGUCGCAUCGGAUCCGGAUAAAAUCAGGUAUCUAUCGCGCCUCCUGUCUCACACAUCAAUGGACGUCCGAGUCAACUCGGCAGCGCUCAUCGAAAUCGUUGUGGCCGGGACUCGUUCGUCGGAGCUCCGAUCUCACAUCAGCUGUAUGGACGAAAUCUACGAGGGGGUCAUCGACAUUUUGAAGAAUCCAAUCGCGUAUCCUCGAGCUCUCAAGAUCGGAAUCAAGGCGUUGUUCGCUCUGUGCCUGGUGAAAGAGACGCGGGAAAAAGCGGUGACAGCCGGAGCACCGGAGAUCCUCAUCGAACGACUGGCAGAUUUCGAGAAAUGCGACGUGGAGAGGGCCCUGGCGACGAUCGAACUGCUUUGUCGGAUCCCGGCGGGGUGCGAGGCGUUUGCAGGGCACGCGCUGACGGUGCCGCUUCUGGUGAAGAUAAUACUGAAAGUGUCGGACAGAGCGACGGAGUACGCAGCGGGAGCCCUGCUGUCACUGUGCUCGGAAUCGGAGCAAAGCCAGAGGGAGGCGGUGGCGGCGGGGGUGCUGACGCAGCUGCUGUUGCUGGUGCAGAGCGACUGCACGGAGAGAGCGAAGAAGAAGGCGCAACUGUUGCUGAAGCUUCUUCGGGAUUCGUGGCCUCAACAAGAUUCCCUCGGAAACUCGGAUGAUUUUGCAUGCAGCGAAGUCGUCGUAGCGCCCUUGUGAUUACCCUCCAUGAUUUUCUUGAUUCCGUCCCCGCAUAAGAAAAUUGCAAACAAACACAAAAGAUGGUGAAAUUUUUUAGUUUUAGUCCUCUAGACUGGUAAAUAGCAACUGUAAUUGUGCAUGUAAAUUUGGUUCCCUUUUGUACGUAAAAGUUAAUUGGCUGAAAAAUAAUUGGGAAAGAACUAUUUUCAGCUUGGAAA